CCCUUAUACGUAUUCCGCGGUGUCUCACAAAAGUACUCACGCUUACUAUCUAAAUAACUGACUACCACCUAUCCAAAUACCUUCUUUUCCUUGCUCCGUCGCAAGUCAACGAACGGCAAACCGCACCCGCAACAACAAUGUCCAAGACCUUUACAACCGCCGACGUGGCCGCGCACAACACGGUCGAGAAGGGGCUCUACAUCACCAUCGACGGAAGCGUCUACGACGUCACCAAGUUCGUCGACGAGCACCCGGGGGGUGCGAAGAUCCUGAAGCGCGUCGGGGGCAAGGAUGCGAGUAAGCAGUUUUGGAAGUACCACAACGAAUCCGUCCUGAAGAAGUAUGGGGAGAAACUCAAGAUUGGCACUGUGCAGGCGGAGGCGAAGCUGUGAAUGCAGCACGACGACCGUACCUUUAACUAUCGACCGGCGGGAUACGAGUGGACCAGAUACCAGAGGCAAGGGCGCCAUGUGAAUAAAGGGGGGCUGCGUCACUUCGGCGGCACAGCGAAGGAGUGGAGGGGACGAUGCAUAGACAUGUUAUACAUGCAUGACACAAGCGAGGUGUCUUAGAUACGAAGGUUAGACUUCUUGAGUAUAUAUUGCAAUGCGUAGAGCGAUUGGAGUUUCCAGAUUUCUUCGGCUUCGUGAGUACGUAGGUACCUUUGGGUCUGUGAUGGACAUGGGAGAAAAGGAAAAGUACGACAACAGGGCUAUUGAUGCGGUUGAAGUAAUAGCACUCCAUCAUUGCCCUGCUAUGCGUAUGCCAUAUGCUAGUGC
Westerdykella ornata is the source of this 779-nucleotide messenger RNA. Its product is annotated as cytochrome b5. Gene Ontology annotation, molecular function: heme binding. Lineage: Eukaryota; Fungi; Ascomycota; Dothideomycetes; Pleosporales; Sporormiaceae. The transcript is spliced from 2 exons. The record is from RefSeq and is a predicted model, not a curated record. The coding region runs from base 138 to 392 and encodes 84 amino acids. Gene Ontology annotation, cellular component: membrane; intracellular membrane-bounded organelle.